Podarcis muralis (Common wall lizard) is the source of this 886-nucleotide messenger RNA. The record is from RefSeq and is a predicted model, not a curated record. NCBI's taxonomy places the organism in Eukaryota, Metazoa, Chordata, Lepidosauria, Squamata, Lacertidae.
AGAAAUCUUGGAGCAGAAUUCUGAGCAAAAGAACGAUGUCUCUGCUCCCAGUUACCUGAAUUUGCACAGUUCUUCAGCAAAAUCACAGCCAAGAGAACAAGCCAUUCAGACUAAAAGUGAACAGCUAAACUGUUCUGAUCAGCCAACAUCCAGUUUAAGCAUUAUGCAAACUGCUUGUACCAAAACUUUGCAGCUACAUAAUCUCACUGUCUCUUGCAAUGAUAAAAGGUUAAGCUCUACUGAAACGCAAGGAAGAGAAGUUAUGCCUGACAACAUGGAUCCUUUACAUGUCACAGCAAACCUAGAUAAAGAAAAGGAUAUUGCAUUCCUCUUAAGGGAAUUGGACGUUCUAAGGGCAAACAAUAAAAAGCUUCAGGACCGGCUGUCUGAAAAAGACAAGGAGCUGAAGACAAUAAAGCUGGACUUAGAGCUGCAGGAGAGAGUGGCAGAAGCGAAGAUUGCGGAAAAGGCUGCAGGUGCAGUAGAUGAGUGUUUAACAGAUGGCCAUAGGGCUCCUACAGCCCGCUUGGUUGCUAUAUGACGUGGCCUAAUGAACAUUAGAUGUAUUUGCUAAAGGAGGGGUGCUUUGACUUCUUUAUAUGAGGCUGUUUAAAGUUGCUUGGAAAAGAGGUGGCUUUAACAUCCUGGUACUGGUAUUAGUAAGAGCUUUACCUGUAUUCAUACUGAUUUGGGCAUUAAAUGAAUUGUUAACACCAUGUCAAUCCAAUCACAAAAAGGUUGUUUGUUUUGUUGGAAGGUCCUGAACAAACAAGGGAAAUAAUGAUUACCACGGCCACUACCUUUCAACCAGCAGUUCAAAUACCCACUUAUUGUUUUAGCUUGUUCAGAGAGAUGCUACCACCCCUCCUUCCACACACCUUUGUAU